Penicillium angulare is the source of this 933-nucleotide messenger RNA. Its product is annotated as SKI complex subunit WD repeat protein SKI8. The coding region runs from base 1 to 933 and encodes 310 amino acids. NCBI's taxonomy places the organism in Eukaryota, Fungi, Ascomycota, Eurotiomycetes, Eurotiales, Aspergillaceae. Gene Ontology annotation, cellular component: Cdc73/Paf1 complex. The transcript is spliced from 7 exons. The record is from RefSeq and is a predicted model, not a curated record. Gene Ontology annotation, molecular function: protein binding.
AUGUCGAGACAAUAUCUGGCGUGGGGCUCAGCAGAUAAUGCGCACCCCGUGGAUAUUUUUUCACUAGCAGUUACAGAUAAGCAGAUAUUGUCUGCCUCUGGAGCACCAUCUUUGAAGGUCCACUCGACCACAGAGACAGAUUUCCCGCUCGUUCAGUCUAUUGAUGGAGCUCACACACUGGGCUGCCACCAUGUGGUCACCGACGCGAAGGGCUCUCGCGCCGUCACUGCAGGAUUCGCAGGAGAUUUGAAGGUCUGGUCCUGUGAGGAUGGCUACUGGGCCGCAGACCAGAUUGCCUCAGCCAACCUGGCAAAUGUGAAAGUGUGGGCAAUCGCCUUAUCAGAUGAUGGCCGAUAUUUGGCCGGCGUGUCUCCAGAUGGCCGAGUGGGAGUAUGGGACCUGGGUGCAGACGGUACACAAAUACGAGACCAUGAAACAAAAGGCAGCUUUGGUACCUGUAUCGACCUGUCGCCCGAUGGUCGAUUGAUUGCCUCUGGACAUGAGAAUGGUGCCGUUUAUAUCUUUAACACUGAGACUGGCCGCAUGCCAUUCUCUCUGUCAGGUAUCGUGAAACCCGUUCGAGCGGUAGCAUUCUCACCCGGAAGUAAGAUUCUGGCUGUAGCUGGUGAUUCCAAGGUAAUAGUUCUGUAUGAUACAUCAUCUGGAGAACAAAUCGCAAACCUCUCCGGUCAUUCUGCCUGGGUAUUGUCUCUUUCUUGGAGCUCCACCGGAGAAUACCUUCUUAGCAGCUCAUUUGACGGAAAGGUUAAGGUCUGGUCAAUUGAUAGCAAAUCAUGUGUUGCCACCCAUUCAGAGACGGAAAAAGCAGUCUGGAGCGUCAAGUGGUUACCCAAGAAUGCGAAAUCCGAAGCCUUCGCCACUGCUGGUGCGAAUCGAAGCGUAGCGUUCUACCGCGAAGCUACUGGAGGUUAG